AUGAACGCCGCCUACUCCCCCUACGCGUCCACGCCUGCGGCGGACUACUACUACGACAAGAAGGACUAUGUCAGCCCGUCGCCCACGCCCUCGCCCCGCGGGCCGACCUACUACUACGGUGGCCAGCCCCAGCGCCCGGCGACGCGUGCGCACUUUCGGCACAUGAGCUCUGGUGGUAUGGGCGGCGGCCACGCCGCCGACCGCGGCGUCGGAGCCGGAGGCGUUUUCCACGAGUACGCCGCCAACACCUCGUCUUCGCGGCCUCCGACCUUCUCGCCCCGCUACACGAGCGAUGGCCACUACGCCACAGCCAAUGUGAGUUCAUCGCGCUCGGCGCAGAAGCAGUCGGCGACGACAACUACGUGGGCUUCCAGUCCUCGCACUCCACGGCGCGAGCGACGCAGCGCUUCCUUCUCCUACUAUCGGGCCUCAGACUCCAUUGGGGACUCCGACGAGGACGAGCUCGUCAAGAUCGACGGCGUCACCUAUGUGUUGCCUGCUCGGUCGAGAUCGAGAAAGCAGCCGCACCAGCAGCAGCGGAGCCAGUCCUACUACAUUCGUAGCAGUGGCGACCGCCCGAAGAAGCAGUAUCAUCGCGGUGACAAGCAUUACCGUGACGAUGACUACUACCACAACUACUACGAUGACGUCGUGUACGGGACUAACCACAUCCACCAUUUCGAGCAGGGCGGCUACGGUUUUGUGGAGAAAGACAUCGGACGCGGUUUUGAGUCGCCACGCUUCGCCGACGCCACCGAGGCUCGGCGCGCUACCCCUACCGGCUCCGCUGGUGGCCACGGCCACACCCGCCGCGCAUCCACCUCCAUGCCCAUGCCGGCCCGGCCUCAGACGGCGCGGCCUGUCAGCUCGCACUACCACCCUCCUCCCGCCAACACGUCUUCGGCGCGCAAGUCGUCUGCGGCUGCGCCGCCAUCGUCCCCGCCGCCUCGCCGGGCGACCGAGGCCGACGCAAAGAGGUGCCAUAUUCCGGCUGGUUACUCGCUCAAGAACUGGGACCCGACCGAGGACCCCAUCAUGCUCCUGGGCAGCGUGUUCGACGCCAACUCUCUGGGCAAGUGGAUCUACGACUGGACGACCUACCACCACGGUUCGACGUCGCCCAUCUCCGAGGUCGCAGGUGAGCUUUGGCUGCUGCUCAUCCAGCUGGCCGGCAAGAUCCGCCGGACCGAUGAAGUGAUGCCGCGCGUCCGCACCAAGGAGAACAAGGAGAUGCUCGAGGACUUUAUCAUCUCGGGCGAGCGCCUGACGGAUAAGCUCCGCAAGCUGCUCAAGACCUGUGAAGCGCCCAUGCUCCGCACCACGGGUAAGCGCGACAAGACACAGCUGGGCAAGAACGCUGGCAUUGAGUUUGUCGAGACGCUGUUCGGCCACGACCGCGAGAUGGACAAGACCGAGCGCUUCAUGCAGUCGGUCCGUCUCUGGAACCUCCGGUUCGACGCCAACUGCGAAGACAUCCUGCGCAAGCCCACCCAAUAG
Molecule: messenger RNA, 1497 nt
Organism: Sporothrix brasiliensis 5110
Lineage: Eukaryota; Fungi; Ascomycota; Sordariomycetes; Ophiostomatales; Ophiostomataceae
Exons: 1
Coding region: 1-1497 (498 amino acids)
Source: RefSeq, a predicted model, not a curated record